AUGCCUAAUGAAUUUAAUUCCAAUUAUGCCACUAAUGAUCAACUUGUAUCCAAUGCUUUAUAUUCUUUAAUGCCUGCUAAUCAGUUUUUUUUUGAAAACAAACCUCAAGAAUUUGUUAGUAGAUUCAAUAAUAGUACUUCAUUGGAUUUGCAAUUAUAUGAAGCAGGUGGUGAUACUUACUCUGAUAAUAGUUGCAGUGCUCAUUUAGUUAAAUGUGAAGCAGACAGUAUUUAUUUUGAUAAUAGUUGCAGUGCUUCUUUAGUUGAAUGUGAAGCAGAGGGUACUUACUUUGAUAGUGCUCCUUUAGUUGAUAAUAAUGGCAGCUCUUACUUUGCAGAUAGUACUUAUUCUGAUAGUACUUCUUUAGUUGAUAAUAAUAGCAACUCUUACUUUGGCUUUAAUGAUAAUAUUUCUUUCAGUAAUGAUUAUAAUCUUGAUAGUUAUUUUAGUAAUCUUGAAAUUGAGUCUUCUAGUGAUGCUAAUAAUAAUGCUAGUGCUUCUUUAGUUGAUAAUAACAGUGCUCUUAUUUUAGCUUUAAUGAUAAUAUUUCCUUCAGUGAUGAUUAAGAUCUUGAUGAAGGAUACUAAUAAUGAAUAUAGGCAGGAUGAUAAUGAAAGUGAAUCAGCUUUGUUAGAAUUGAAAUUAAAUAUUACACAACCUAAGACAAUGGCAGUAGUGAAGAUUAAUUUAUUUGAUAAUACUUAUAACCAUUCGCUUACUUCUAUGAUUGAUAAAAUUAGUUUAUGGUAUCACAAGUUUAUGCCAGAAAUAUUAUUUGAUAUUGAAAAAUAUGUAGUCAAGGAUAGAAUAGAUUCUGGAUCAAUAUUUUCAUUACUACAAUAUGACUAUCCUAAUUAUCUUUUAAACAAAUGUGAUAUUUAUAAUGCCGUAUAUAACUUUAGACAAAAGAAUAACCCAG
Molecule: messenger RNA, 919 nt
Organism: Racocetra persica
Lineage: Eukaryota; Fungi; Glomeromycota; Glomeromycetes; Diversisporales; Gigasporaceae
Source: the annotation of a GenBank genome assembly